Molecule: messenger RNA, 672 nt
Organism: Drosophila yakuba
Lineage: Eukaryota; Metazoa; Arthropoda; Insecta; Diptera; Drosophilidae
Exons: 2
Coding region: 99-434 (111 amino acids)
Source: RefSeq, a predicted model, not a curated record
AUGUGUGUUCAUUAUUUCGAUAUAUAAGCAAAUGUUGGGAAACCUCGAACCUUAGGAUAUCCAUUACCAGUUCUUCACUCAACACACGCUGAUCGAUAAUGUCUCAGCUCAGUAACUCCUUUUGCAUCCUGUUCCUAACGAUCCAAUUGUCGGAUUUCGUCCUGCCAGCUCCUACUGCAGUUAUUCCUUCUGAUUCAUCCGAUGGCCUGGUGACUUUUAGGAUGAGUAUUGACAGAGAAUUUGAUCAAUUGCUGCCCGAACUUGAGCUGAAGUUGUUGCAGGCACAGCAGCAGGAAGAUAAUUUGGAAGUGGUGCGCAUGCAAUUGCUGCAGAUGAACUUACUCAAGUUGUUAAUCGGCUUGGAUUGCUUCAUCUUGUUGUGCCUUUGGUACUACGCCCGAGAAGAAAAGUAUCAUCCAGUGCAAAAAGUUUGACCACAUUUUCUGCCUGCCUUCAUCUCAUAGCUAAUAUAGUUUUUAAAAUGUAAUUAAUUCGCGGGAAAACGAAAACAACUUUAAAUUCGCAGCAAAAAAUAUCAUUCUGUUAAUUAAUUUUCAAAAUGUUAUUGCUGCGAAUAUUUAGAUUAGCUUUUAAAUAGUAGUAAGGCCACCACCCAUGAAGCCCUCUAAUGGUGUGUUUUAAAUAAACUGUUAUUGAAUAAUUACGAGCCAA